AUGUCCGCCUCCACCACCAACCCGCUCCCUGACGAACCCGUCACAGUCGUCGUCGCUGUGCAGCCACUCGACACCCCUGUUGUCGCCGCUGCAGCUCCCACCAUGUCUCCGACGCAAAAGGAAUCUCCUACGGGCACCGCGGUAUUCGCAUCCGAGCAUAUCGGGCCCAUCGAGCAUGUCGGGCCCACCGAGCAUGUCGAGCCCAUCGAGCAUGUCGACGAACCCACCGAGCAUGUAGACGAGCACACCGAGAAUGUCGAAGAGCCCAUCGAACAUGUCGACGAGCCCACCGAGAAUGUCGACGAGCCCGCCAUGGAAGAGCCCGAAAAGUCUCCCCAGACCGCCACCAAGAAGCAAACCAAGUGGCCCAACGUCCCCCUCGACAAAGGCCUCUACGAACAGUUCGAGGCGGCGUUCGAGUACAUGCGCACCAUGUUCCCUGGUCUUGAAGAUUUCCCCGCCAUCGACUGGGAUACCGGCCAUGACGAUCACCCCGCCAGCGACUGGGAUACCGGCCAUGACGAUCACCCCGCCAGCGACUGGGAUACCGGCCAUGAUGAUUACCCCACCAGCGCCUGGGACACCGAUCAUGAUGUUGAUUACCCCGCCGGCGGCUGGGACCCCGAUCAUGUUGAUUACCCCGCCGGCGGUACCUAUCAUGAUGAUACACCGCAGCAGGUACAGGACUACAGGCGUCUAUUGUAUACCGCACCAGGUACAGGGCCACCUAUGAUGUACCCCCCCUACAGGACUACCUGGGACGGAGGAGCAUGA
This is a messenger RNA of Morchella sextelata, 774 nucleotides long. RefSeq lists its product as uncharacterized. Bases 1 to 774 code for a protein of 257 amino acids. The record is from RefSeq and is a predicted model, not a curated record. NCBI's taxonomy places the organism in Eukaryota, Fungi, Ascomycota, Pezizomycetes, Pezizales, Morchellaceae. The transcript has 2 exons.